AGAGCAGCGGCGUGGGCAGUUUGCUGUGGCGUGCCUGAAUCUAAAUGUGUGUGGUGGGCGGGAGUGGGAGUCGGCUACAAGGAUGAAUUCUCCCCACUUUCGGGCUGCCACCCCCUGAAGGAGUCCAGUGUGGCCCAAGCAGAGAGCCCAGAGCCAGAGGGAAUGCCCCCCGGAACCCUGAGGUCCCCUUCCCAGGGGUCAAUAACAUUCAAGGAUGUGGCUGUGGACUUCACCCAGGAGGAGUGGCACCUGUUGGAGCCUUCUCAGAAAGAGCAGUACAGGGAGGUCAUGCUGGAGAAUGCCUGGAAUCUGCACUCUGUGGGGCUUCCAGUUCCUAGAGAAGAUAUACUCUCCUCUUUUCAACAAGGGGAAUCCCCAUGGCUGCUAGAGGAAAAAAGCCCAAGGAACUCCUGUCCAGAGAAAAGAAGAAGACAUAUUCCCCACUGAAAAUUACUGCAUGAGAGUUAAAAAGAGAAAACUUGUUUCUUAGCGUAUAAAAUUUGCCAAGAAUGACCAUGUGAUAAUGCAUUCAAAAGGACAAGAAUAGAAUAUCUGGAAGGUGACUUUACUUUAUUUUAUGUUGUUUUUAUUUUUUUAAACCCUUACCUCCUGUCUUGAAAUCAUUGCUGUGUAUUGGUUCCAAGGAAGAAGAAUGUUAACGGCUAGGCAAUGGGGGUUAAGUGACUUGCCCAGGGUCACUCAGCUAGGAAAUGCCUGAGGUCAUAUUUGAUCCUCGGACCUCUCCUCUCUAGGCCUGCCUGUCAAUCCACUGAGCUACCCAGCUGCCCCUUGGAAGGUGACUUUAAAUUGACAAAAUUAUAAGAACAGUCAACCAAUGGCUUUUUUCUUUUUCAACCAGUGACUUUUUAUAGGAGAGACAGGGCACUGGAGACAGACCUUCCAAUACUGUAGAGUAUGCUAAGGCAGGGUGUUGGAGUUCUAGUCUACCUGCUGGGAGGUUGGUCAGUUGUCUCCAUUCUUUACUCAUGACUCGAGUUAUAAAGUGUUAUGAGGAUUCUGGCUCUACUUUUUUCACAGAUCUUUUGUGAGUUUUCUAGUUUAUUUAAUUUUAAUAAAUUUCCACAUGAGUUUUCUGAAGUUAUGUGAUCCAAAUUGUCUCCUUCCCUUCUUUUUCCUCCUCCCAGAGCUAGCAAGCAAUUCAUUCUGGAUUAUAUAUGUAUUAUCAUGCAAAACAGAUUUCCAUAUUACUCAUUUUUCUAAAGGAAUAAUCUCAUAAAAUCAAAAUGUUAAAACAUAUCCAAAUAAAGAAAUCAUAAAUCAUAUGCUUUUAUCUGCAUUCCUAUUCCAACAUUUCUUUCUCUGAAAAUGUAUAGCAUUCUUUGUCAUAAAUCCUUCAGAACUGUUCUGGUUCAUUGGAUUGGUGUUAGUUACAAAGUCUGUCACAUUUGAUGGUUCUACAAUAUUGCUGUUCCUGUGUACAAUGUUUUCCUGGUUCUGCUUAUUUCACUCCAUAGCAGUGUACAUCGUUUUUUCAAGCUUUUUUUGAAAUCUUCCUAUUUAUAAUUCCAUUACAGUCAGAUACCACGGUUUGUUCAGUCAUUCCCCAAUUGAGCCAUCUGUGUAAUUUCUAGAUCUUUGCCAACACACUGAGAAGCUCUAAAUAUUUUUGUACAAAAAGACCCUUUCCCAUUAAAAAAAAAUCUCUUUGAGAUAUAGACCUAGUAGUGUUUUUACUGGAUCAAAGAGAAUGCAUUCUUUUAUAGUCCUUUGGCCAUAAUUCCAAUUUGCCCUCCAGAAUGUUUGGAUUAUUUUACAAUUCCACCAGCAAUACAUUAGUGUCCCAAUUUUGCCACACCUCCUUGAAUAUUUAUUAUUUGUCUUUACUGUCAUAUUGGCCAAUCUGAUAGGUGUGAGGUGGUACUUCAUAGUUGUUUGAAUUUCCAUUUUUAUUAUCAACAGGGAUUUAGAACAUUUUAUCAUAUGAUUAUUGAUAGCUUUGAUUUCUUCAUCUGAAAACUGCCUAUUUUUAUCCUUUGGCCACUUAUCAAUUGUGGAAUGACUUUCAUUGUAUAAACUUAACUUAAUGUUUUAUAUAUUUGAGAAAUACAACCUCUAUCAGAAAUUUGUCAUAAAAUUUUUCCCCAUUUUUCUGUGUCAUAAAAAUAAUUUGUUAGGACUCUUUCUUUGCUAAUUUUGCAAAAUACUUUGUAUAGUAUUGGGGUUAGUUGUUCUUUAAAUGUUUGAUAGAAUUCACUUGGGAAUCCAUCUGGCCCCAGGGAUUUUUUCUUAGGAAGUUCAUUGAUAACUUCUUCAAAUUUUAUAUGAGAUAAAAUUAUUUAAUGAUUUUAUUUCCUUUUUUGUUAAUCUAUGCAAUUUGUAUUUUUAUAAAUAUUCAUCCAUUUCACCUAGAUUAUCAUAUUUAUUGUCAUAUAACUGGUCAAAGUAGUUCCUAAUGAUUACUUUAAGUUCCUUCUCAUUAGAGGUGAAUUCACCUGUUUAAUUUUUGAUACUGAUUAUUUGAUUAUCUUCUUUUCUUUUUCAAUCAAAUUAACCCAUGCUCAAUCUGCUUUAUUAGUUUUUGUAUAGUACUAAUUCCUAGUCUUAUAAGUUCAAUAGAUUUUUUACUUUCAAUUUUCAUUUAUUUUUUUGGUUAGAUUAGUCUAGUUCUGAUAGGAAAUGUUUGACUGUCCCCACUGGUAUAGUUUUCCAGUCUAUUUCCUCCUUAGAGUCUGUUAUUUUGCUUUUUUUUUUUAAUUUUUUUAAACCCUUACCUUCCAUCUUGGAGUCAAUACUGUGUAUUGGCUCCAAGGCAGAAGAGUGGUAAGGGCUAGGCAAUGGGGGUCAAGUGAUUUGCCCAGGGUCACACAGCUGGGAAGUGUCUGAGGCCAGAUUUGAACAUAGGACCUCCCAUCUCUAGGCCUGGCUCUCAAUCCACUGAGCUACCCAGCUGCCCCCCUGUUAGUUUGCUUUUAAAAAUCUGGAGGCUAUACCUUUUAGUUCGUAUUUGUUAGGUACUGAUAUUCUUUUCUUUUCUUUUUUUUUUAAACCCUUACCUUCCAUCUUAGAAUCAAUACUGUGUAUUGGUUCUUAGGCAGAAGAGUGGUCAAAGGGCUGGGCAAUGGGGGUUAAGUGACUUGCCCAGGGUUACACAGCAAGGAAGUGCCCGAGAUCAGAUUUGAACCUAGGACCUCCCAUCUCUCGGCCUGGCUCUCAAUCCAUUGAACUAUCCAGCUGCCCCCUCUUUCAUUUUAUAUAUUACCUUUUAUCAUGAUUUAAUUACCUUCCUUAUAUCUUUUAAUCAGAUCUAUUUUUGCUUUAGCUUUAUUUGAGAUCAUAAUCGCUACUCCUCCUUUUUUUUUUAUCUGAAUUGAAGUUUUGCAUGUGGCUGCUUAGAUAUCACCAUCCCCUAUUGCCUCUGUGCCUUGCUCUUUGUCUCUAUGGAAAUUUUUAAGGAUUAGGUGUUUCUUUUACUGUUUGCUCAUUUUCCUGUCCUUUUUUUGGUCUGUGGACUGAGAAUUAGUAAAAACUUCUGAUUUUGUCUCCUCUUCUGAUGGCUUACAGGUCUCAGCAUUCCAAGCCAUUUUGCCCUUGGGGCUAAGGUAUUCACCAUAGUUUAGGCUUUAAAGGGUCAAGUACUAUGUCAUUCCUGCCUUCGCUGAGGCUGGUGCCAGGGCCUGGGAUUUCAAGGGGUGGGUAUGGGGUUCUCUGUUAGUGCAGGCAGAGUGCGUGAGUACUGAAGUUGGCCUAUGCCCAGGCUCAUAACCUGGAGCAGUAAAUAGGGGAUGGUCAGCUAGCACUCCUGUGUGAAGUUUUAUUUCUGGUUCCCUCUUAUUCCAUAAACAUCCACUCUCUCUGCCUCUUCAUUCUCUUCUGCUGUUGGUUUCUGACUCCUGUCUUUUUUUUUAAAUAUUGUUUUAUUUGUUCAUUUCCAAACAUUAUUCAUUGGAGACAAAGAUCAUUUUCUUUUCCUCCCCCCCCCCCACCUCUCCCAUAGCCAACAUGCGAUUCCACUGGGUAUCACAUCUGACUCCUGUCUUUUUGAAGUGCUUUUUAAAGAUUGAUUUUGAUGGAUUGUUAGAGGGGUUUCAGCAUUGUCUGCUACUAAGUUGCUAUCUUGGAUCUGCCAGCUAUUGUGUGGUUUCAAUAUCAUUGUAUGUGAAGCUAUUUCUAAAAUCAGCCUUCUUGCAGUUGUGUCCAAAUGGUUCGGCUUAAGUUUGAAAACUUCUUUUAGCCUAGAGAAAUUGAAUAAAAAUCAGUUUGCUUUCUGCCAUCAGAGUGAAAAA
Molecule: messenger RNA, 4244 nt
Organism: Monodelphis domestica (gray short-tailed opossum)
Lineage: Eukaryota; Metazoa; Chordata; Mammalia; Didelphimorphia; Didelphidae
Source: RefSeq, a predicted model, not a curated record